AAAGCAGGCUCGACAUCACAUGACUCCAGUCUUGUGACUGGCUUGACAUCAGGCAGGAAAGCAUUUUUUUUUUCCAAGAUAGUUUGCUGCAGUUAUGGGAAACCUUAUGAUUUGGGGUCAAAAAGAGGAAAAUUAGAUAAGAUGACGAAGAUAUAAACCAUAAUUGAAUUCCGGGUGCUUGCCGUCUCGGUUGUUGCCGAAUCAAAAAGCAGGGAUUUGGGAGGGGGGAAAAAAAAGUUUGCCGCAGCACAUCUAAGACAGGCGUUGAUUGAACUUUUACGUUCUUUUGUUUUUCUUUGGUCCUUAUAUAUAGAUUUUUUGUUUGCCAAAAAAAGAAAAGAAAAGAAAAAAAAAACAACGAAGACUGAAUUCAUUCUUGUGCGCCAGUAUUUGAAAAACCGUCAUUCAUGGAUAGCAAGCCACUUUUGCAAGAAAGACCCCCUGCUUAUGCCUCCGUGCAGGGUGGUUACGACUAUGGGCAGCAGCAUAAUUAUGGCGCUAUUCCUCCGCCUGCGCCGGCUCCACCACCGCCUGUCUUCCAUGAACCACCUCCUCCGCCGCCAUAUUACACAGGCGGUCAGGGCUAUGCCCAGCCAGCUGCAGCCCUGCCACCUGUUGCCCAGCAACCAAACUUUUCCAACACAUAUACCAUCAUCCAGCCCUCCGUGGUGGUAGUGGGGGGCUGUCCUGCAUGCCGAGUUGGUGUGCUAGAGGAUGAUUUCACCUGCCUGGGGAUCCUGUGUGCCAUCGCCUUCUUCCCAAUCGGAAUCCUGUUUUGCCUGGCGCUGCGUCAAAGGAGAUGUCCAAACUGUGGCUCUACCUUUGGUUAAUAGGAUCAAACUGUCUCUCCUGACUCGGAGUCAAGCUUUAGCAUACUAUGUUAUUCUUUCCAUUUUUUUUUUUGGUUUUAAUUUUUUUUUUUUUUACUCUGAAUGUAUAUUGAUCAUGAUUUUCAUGUAAAUGCCAUGACAGUUCUUCCUACGAUGUUGUCUCAAAUAGCUGUAAUGGACAUACAAAAUUGAUUUCAUGUUUGUUCACAUGCAUGUAUAACUGAUUUUCUUUUUUUUUUUAUCUUUCAAUAAUCAUGAAUUCCUGUUGAAAUCAACACAUCACAGUGCAAGUUGCUUUUGCAGUCAAAGGUGCCUUUUGAAAAUGUACAAAAAAAAAAAAGAAAAAGCAGCUCUAAGUGCUAAUAAUUUUAUUUUAUGAUUUAUUUUGCCAUUUAGGAAUCAUGCCAUUAUGUUGAAUAUGCAGUGUAAAUGUUUUUGAUGGCACAAUGAUCUUGUGGUAAUUCCCAUCUAAGAUUUUUUUUUUCCCGCAUAUGUUUAAUUUGUAUUAAGUCUUUUGAUUAAUGUUUAAUUUCAAUUCCGUAUUUAUUUCAUGUUAGAAUAUUUUCUUGCUGUUCAGUUAGAAUACACGAGUUGUAUCCCUUGGGCUGGUGGUCAUAUAACUCAAAUUGCAUGAGUUGCAACUGUUAAAAAAAAUUAUAUAUAUAUAUAUAUAUAUAUAUAUAUAUAUAUAUAUAUAUAUAUAUAUAUAUAAUUCAAGAUGGUAAAGAGGAGCAAAUUGCUAAAACUUAUGUACCGACUGAGUUCGGCUGGGGCAAAUGUAGCAUUCACUGUGCAAAGUUUACAAGUUAUUGAUUAACUGUGCAAGCUUUAAUAUAAAAAAGGGACUUCUUGCAUUAACUGUUUUGCAAACAAGAUAUUUUUUUCUGUCUUUAAUGACACCUCUUGCAAAUCUCAGGGCUUGCGCUGUUGGAAUCUUUGAACAGCUAUAUGUGUCCCAAACUGUUUAUGAACAAACCAACUACUGAUUUUACUGCUGAAAGUUGGCCCCCAUUACUAGAAAACCUCUCCUCUCCAUUGGUAAGACAGACAAUCAGUUUGCUGAAGUGGACUAUAAGAACAAAUUGAAUACACACUAUCUAGCAGCUUGCCAUACAUAUGCAUUGCUGAUGACGUCAUGAUGUCUGUUGAUGUUGUAUUUAUAUGUAUUGUCAAAAAUAACAAUCUGCUUUGCCUGUUGCACACUACAUGUUCUAAAUAAAAUAUCCAUUUUUCUAUACACAAGUAACAAAAACGAUGUAAAUAAAAAUCAUAGAAGCAUCAA
This is a messenger RNA of Acipenser ruthenus (sterlet), 2112 nucleotides long. It is a transcript of the gene bri3, whose product is annotated as brain protein I3. Lineage: Eukaryota; Metazoa; Chordata; Actinopteri; Acipenseriformes; Acipenseridae. The record is from RefSeq and is a predicted model, not a curated record. The transcript has 3 exons. Bases 408 to 830 code for a protein of 140 amino acids.